Molecule: messenger RNA, 1506 nt
Organism: Metarhizium album ARSEF 1941
Lineage: Eukaryota; Fungi; Ascomycota; Sordariomycetes; Hypocreales; Clavicipitaceae
Product: Major facilitator superfamily domain, general substrate transporter
Exons: 2
Coding region: 1-1506 (501 amino acids)
Biological process (GO): transmembrane transport
Molecular function (GO): transmembrane transporter activity
Source: RefSeq, a predicted model, not a curated record
AUGUUUUCCGAGCGUUCCGACUCUCGGAACAAUGUCACCGUACUACACAUCAACGACGACGGCUUUUUAGACUUUGGCCUUUGCGAUCCUGGCAAUCCACGAAACUGGUCAAAGAGCCGGAAAUGGUACACCACCUGCUGCACCGUGUUCCUCGCCACGACCGGGAACAUUGUCUCGUCUAUACCAUCGGGGUGUCUCAAAUAUAUUUCUCACGACUUCCAAGUCUCUCAACAGGCAGCAGGUCUCACCAUCACUCUAUAUUUGCUUGGCUACUGCACGGGUCCGUUCUUGUUCGCACCACUCUCGGAGUUAUACGGCCGGAGGCCCAUCUUCCGCCUUUCCUUUUCCACCUUUCUUUUGUUCAACUUUCUUUGUGCCUUUGCGACGAAUUUCGGAACGCUUUUGGGUGGUAGAUUUCUCGCAGGGACGUCCGUGUCUGCGGCUCUCUGCAACGCGCCAGGGGUGCUUGCAGACCUAUGGGACGACAUGGAAAGAGGCAACCCCAUGGCCGUCUUCUCCGCGUCCGUCUGGGCCGGGCCGUCGCUUGGGCCGAUUAUUUCUGGCUUCCUAGUCCUCGGCAGGAAUUGGCGCUGGGGUCUCUACGUCGCGCUAUGUCUUGCUGGUGCCGCGACGCUGUUCAUGCUCACAGUCCCCGAGACGAAUGGGGCCGUGAUUCUUCUACAGCGGGCAAGGAGAAUAAGAAAGGCAAAGAUACAGGGAUAUGAGAACGUCCGGACUGAAUACGAGGGAGCCAAUAUGACGCUAUUCGGCAUUUACAAGACAGCGCUGACACGACCGUGGGCGCUUCUGCUUGACCCCAUCUCAUUCUUAUGCGCGGUAUACAUGGCAAUGGUAUUUACACUGCAGUUCAUGCUCUUUACUAUGUAUCCGAUAGUCUUUCAGGAGAUGCGGGGCUGGAACGAGGGAAUCGGGCAGCUCCCCUUGCUUGGGACUGUUGUCGGAUCAGUCGCCGGCGCCAUCAUCAUCUGUUUAGACACCGAGAGGCGGAAAAACAAGCUUCAGGCCGGGUAUAGCCUUGAGCCUGAGGACCGCCUGAUCAUGGGGAUGGUGGGAGGCGUCGGCUUCGCCGUCACCAUGUUUUGGUUCUCAUGGACGGCGCACUGGGUACACUGGUCUGUUCCCACAAUUGCUGGCGCAUUUCUCUCUGCAGCUCUCGUGCUUACAAUGGUCUCCUAUCUCAACUACCUUGUUGACUCGUACGCCCACUACGCUGCCUCGGCAAUGGCUGUAAAUACGUUUGCCCGAUCCCUCGGCAGUGCCUCUGCACCUCUCUUCACGGCUUCCAUGUUUCAUACCCUGGGUAUUGGCAGCGGCGGGUCGCUGAUAGGAGGUGUCGCCAGCAUCCUGGCUGUGGUUCCCUUUGUGUUUUGUCGAUACGGGGAGGCAAUCAGGUGUCGAAGCAAAUAUACGGCUCUCCAAACCGCUGUCAACCCAGAUCCGGAGGAGCAGCCUCGUAGUUCGGUCGACGAUUUGAUAGAAGUGUAA